AAACUAUGGUCUACAGAUGGCAGCAGUGUGCUUAAGCAUGUAUGUCGUUACCAGAGAAGAAGAUCGUACUGGGGUGUAUUCUGCACUAUAAACAGGGAUGGAUAAAGUCAUAACCUGUUUCAGCAAGUGCCCAGAUGCUUCUGUCCGGCUCAUCUGUUUUCCCUGGGCAGGUGGAGGCUCUAUCCACUAUGCUCGCUGGGGCAAAGCUCUCAACAGCUCUAUUGAAGUAUACUCAGUUCGUCUGCCAGGAAGAGAAGGGAGAGCCAAAGAACCAUUUUGCCAAAAUAUGCAGGAAAUCAUUGAUGAGGUCAUAGGUGUGAUACUUCCUCAACUCAAAGAAAAGCCAUUUGCACUCUUCGGACAUAGUUUUGGAGCUAUGACCUGCUUUGCCUUUGCCGAGCAUGUAAAGAAAGUCUACAACCUUGAACCGAUCCACAUGUUUCUCUCUGGAGCCUCUGCACCAUAUUCUGAGACAAGACUGCAGGCACCAAAAAGAAGUCAUUUGUCAGAUCAAGAGUUCCUUAUCUGGGUAACAUCUAUUGGGGGCACACCCCCAGAGAUACUGGCCAAUGAUGAGCUCGCCAAACUCUUCUUGCCUGCGCUGAAAGCAGACCUCUAUGUAGUGGACAACUAUAGGUGCAGCAGACCAUCAACACCUUUCCUAUCAUGUCCAGUAUCAUGCUUUGAUGGAAAAGAAGAUGCACCCCAUGACUUACAAGCUUGGAAGAACAUGACGAGCGGUGACUUCACUGUGCAGAUGCUUCCUGGAUCUCACUUUUACUUGAAAGAAGCAGCAAAUGAAAAAUAUAUACUGGACUGCAUCACAAAACAUCUUGAGACAGCAGAGAUGGACUAUCUAUAGAAACUCUGUCUGCAACUGCAACUAUGCUAAAUCUGUGCCAUAAAUACAUGUACUCAUAAUUCAUAUUCACUGAUGAAAUGAUUUCUUAUGAUUGUGGGAAGAAAAAAAUUAGAACAGACAGAGAGUAAGCCAGUUAAUUCCAGAAGUAAUCAAUCAUUCCAUUAAUCAAACAUUCAUGAACUACUUUGACCAAUAUAUCAUGAUUAUAUAAUCCUAUGUAUAUACAGAUAUAGUAAUUUUUGAGGAUAAAAAAAAGCUGAAAUAUGAAAAUAAUUAUCAAAUAAUCAACUUCAAACCUGUAAAAAAAUAUAUAGCUGAACUAUUUGUAUGAAAUAAAACAGUCUGAGCAAGUU
Messenger RNA from Ctenopharyngodon idella (grass carp), 1215 nucleotides. It is a transcript of the gene olah, whose product is annotated as oleoyl-ACP hydrolase. The record is from RefSeq and is a predicted model, not a curated record. Gene Ontology annotation, biological process: lipid biosynthetic process. Lineage: Eukaryota; Metazoa; Chordata; Actinopteri; Cypriniformes; Xenocyprididae. The transcript is spliced from 7 exons. The coding region runs from base 98 to 862 and encodes 254 amino acids.